GGUCGAAGUUCACUGUACGCUCCCAGAUAUUUGGGCUCUGAUUCUUUUUACAGUGUUAUCAGGUUGCUUACUGGGGCACCUAUAUAAAAUAUAUUGAAGCCAUAAAGUAGAUCAAUGUGUCAUUUCUUAAUUCUGAAUCUUUCUCAGUUGGCUAUAUGGGAACAACUGGAAUCACUGAAGAAGUGAACUCAAUAAGGUGAGUAGCAGGACUUUGACAACUAUUGUUCUUCCUCCCUUGGGGCCUUUUGGGGUUGACCACAUUCUUGACAAUUAGCAUAAAAGAUUCAUUGUUAGCACAAAAGACUUACUGAGUACAGAGGACUGGGAAUUCUGUAACCAAAUUUUAUUCAUGUUUAAAAGGCACUAUGCCACCAAAAAAAACCCUUCAAGGUUAAAUUUCGGGUCAAAACUUGGGCAGAACAAGACCUAGAGCAUGUCCUCUACUAGUCUUUUUUUUUUUUUAAUAAUUUUUUUUUAAACCCUUACCUUCCGUCUUGGAGUCAAUACUGUGUAUUGGCUCCAAGGCAGAAGAGUGGUAAGGGCUAGGCAAUGGGGGUCAAGUGACUUGCCCAGGGUCACACAGCUGGGAAGUGUCUGAGGCCACAUUUGAACCUAGGACCUCCCAUCUCUAGGGCUAGCUCUCAAUCCACUGAGCUACCCAGCUGCCCCCUCUACUAGUCUUUUUAUCCUCCUCCAUAGGCACUUAGAUUAGUCUUUAAAAAAUAUACCUAAGUGCUCUCCAACCAUCAUUUGCACAGUUAUCUCACUUGCCUAUGUAAAGAAAUACAUAUUUGCUGUCAAACAGACUUAAAUAGCAUGCAUUCUGUUGGAAUGAAGAAGAGUCCUAUGUUCUAUUCUACAUUCAUUCAUACACUAAAGGAUGACGAUAGUUACGUAUUCUGCAGUGUGAAAAACAGAUGAUUAAUGUCUUAAGAUGAUUUUAAUUGCUAAGAGGAGUGUGUUUAAGGUACAAGAGUGUAGUGAAGAGGCUAUGAAGAUGAAUUAGGGUGAAGCCCCUGUGAAUGAAGAGAAGACAGCCGCAAAACAUACAGAGUUAAGCCAAGACUACUGGAUCAGGAGCAAUUGGUGCCGGAACCCACCUCCUCCAGUCCAUCUCAGUCCCAUUAGCUUCGUCUCUCCUCCAUCCCUCUUUCUACCUGCCUCACAUCGCAGGCACCAUGUGAAUGAAGCCUCCGCUCCAUCGGAACACGUGCGGAGGGCCGAUUACCUCCUGUGCUACGUCACAAAGGCAAAUCGGCCUCUGAGUCGCUCAGGUCUCCUUCUCCCCGCUUUCCCCUCCAUCCCCACGCCUAAACCGGCCCCAAGGCGAACAACCCGCGAAGCCCUAGAGCUUGUCGGGAACUGAACUGACCCAACGUGAACUUUCGCCUUUUCGCCUCCUCCUCUUCGACCACUUUCUUUCCCUCCAAUCGAGUUUUUCCACAAAUGAAGAGGCAGAGAGAACGCGAAGGGCGGGACUAUGGAUGGUUCUGUCUCCGCCGAUUCGUUCUUUCUUCGUUCCAGUGAACGAGUACAGGGCUGUGGAUACCAAUCCGCUCUCUUUGUAUAUUAUGCACCCAUUUUGGAAUGCUAUAGUAAAGAUUUUCCCUACCUGGCUGGCUCCAAAUUUGAUAACCCUAUCAGGCUUUCUGUUGCUUAUAUUCAAUUUCUUACUUAUGGCCUACUUUGAUCCUGAUUUUUUUGCAUCAGCACCAGGUGGAAAGCAUGUACCUGACUGGGUUUGGAUUUUAGUGGGCAUUCUUAACUUCGUUGCUUAUACUCUAGAUGGUGUUGAUGGAAAGCAAGCUCGUAGAACUAACUCCAGUACCCCUUUAGGAGAAUUAUUUGAUCACGGACUAGAUAGUUGGUCAUGUGUUUACUUUGUAGUGACUGUAUAUUCCAUCUUUGGACGAGGAUCAACGGGUGUCAGUGUUGUUGUUUUAUAUAUCCUCUUAUGGGUAGUCUUGUUUUCUUUCAUCUUGUCCCAUUGGGAAAAGUAUAAUACAGGAAUUCUCUUCUUGCCAUGGGGAUAUGACAUUAGCCAGGUGACUAUUUCUCUUGUCUACAUAGUGACUGCGAUUGUGGGAGUUGAGGCCUGGUAUGAACCUUUCCUGUUUAAUUUCUUAUAUAGAGACCUAUUCACUGCAAUGAUUAUUGGAUGUGCAUCAUGUGUGACUCUGCCAAUGAGUUUAUAUAACUUUUUCAAAGCCUACAAAAACAACUCCUUGAAGCAUAGUUCUGUCUAUGAAACAAUGCUGCCUUUCAUUUCUCCGUGUUUGCUCUUCAUUCUGAGUACAACUUGGGUCCUCUGGUCACCAUCAGAUAUUUUAGAGACACAUCCUAGACUCUUCUACUACAUGGUUGGAACAGCUUUUGCCAACAUCACAUGCCGCCUUAUUGUGUGUCAGAUGAGCAAUACAAGAUGCCAAACUUUGAAUUUGUUGCUUAUACCACUGGCCCUUGUUGUUCUUUUGGUGCGCUUAGAAUUGCCUCUUCAUGUGGAACCCAUUCUUCUGUAUUUACUAAGCAUUAUUAUUACUUUGGCACAUAUCCAUUAUGGAAUACAAGUGGUAUACCAGUUGAGCAACCACUUUAAGAUUCUGCCCUUUUCAUUAAAAAAACCAAGCUCAGAUUGACUAGAAGUGGAAGAAGAGAAAAUUGGCCUGCAAUCUACAGAAGUACUGUAAAUAAGAUGCUUGUAAAUACUCCAACCAUCACCGUAGAACUAAACUUAUCUACUUGACAGAAAUGGAGACUAAAUGUAUGUGGUACAAGGAUGACAGGGAUGAAGCGUAUAGAAUUUGGACACGAGAAACUAUGAUUCCUGUCCAUCUCACUCCCAUUUAUCAUUAUAUAUAUAUAUAUGUACUUUGUCGGGCAGGAGAGAACUUUUUGGCUAACAUUAGACCAGCAUAAUGUUCCUAGUGAUUUCAGCUUCAUAAGUAAAUGCUUUUUUAAUUUUAAAUUAUAUUUUGGUUUUGGCUUGAUUUUAAAAUUGAAAAGCUGGUUUAGGAACAUUGACAACAUUCAUGAGAAUACAAUGUGUUUUCAUAUUCAGUGAUUCAGUUAAUGGAUAUAUCUGUGGAAGCUAUCAAUAUAUCUUAUAUCUACCUAUGCAGGGAGUGAUAAGUCACAAAAGCAAUUCACUUUCAGCAGGAGAUGCCAAAUUACCACAGAAGAAUCUAAACCAUGAGUCACUUCCAUAACUGCCAAAUACUAUCUUUCUCUUUUCCAUGGAAAUGCCUUUGUCUUCAUAUGCUGAGAGAUCUGACAUGAAUUGGGUUGUCUGAAACCCUAGAUUUCUUUAUUCUGGAAUAGAUGUUAAACAACUGGUUUUACUGUUUUUUUUUUUUAUUUUAUGUUAAAGUACUCUGUGGGAACUCAGAAAUGAAUGGGGUUUUAGGUAUAAUUUAUUAGUCUGGCUUAUUUUGAAUUUUUCCCCUCCAAUUACAAAUUAUUCAAAUGGUUUCACAGAGUGAGUUGUGAACCACAAUUGUAAGAGUACAUUUGACAUUCUUAAUCUAGAGGUACAAUUACUUCUUUUGAGGAGUGUAGAUAAAUUAUUUUUUAAGAGAAAGUCACUUUGGGACUAGACAGUAUGUAGAUUUUAAGAUAAGUGAUUUCUCUUCUGAGAUCUGUCAUGUGGUUUCCAAGCCAUUCUUGAAUUUUUUUCUUUUUUGUCAAAGGAGGGUCUGAGAGAGGAUGGCAGUGAUUAUAGUUUUUUGUUUUCCCUACUUCUCCAGGUUGGAAAAAAAGUGACACAUUUGCCUUAUUGAUAAGUGUGCGUUCUCUUUACAAUACCUUGCAGUAACUUAAAAUUUUACUUCUGAAAAUAAAAAAUUCAUUCACCUUUAUUAUAAUUGUUUUGUAGGUCACAUUGUUUCACAGAUGUGACUGUUUUUUACUUUUAUGUCCUUUAAUUUGAUCAUAUUUUAGUUUGGUGGUGGUGAGAUUUACAUGCUAAUUUUCUUUGAUUUUUCUACUGAAUGCAAUUUGUGCUUGAAUGAAGAGUGUGUCUUAAAUCCUUUAUAUGGACAGGCUGCACUUGGAGAGAAUAAGCACAACCAUGUUCAUAUGUAUUUAAACUUGAGAAACCAUUAUUUAUCAAUGAAUGUUUGACUGUAAGCUUAGUUGCAGUGUCUUCCUUUUUGAGGUUUAAAAUCUGCUACAUUGCAAAAAUGACUGUGUAAUAUUUAAUUUUUGAAAUUUGUAAAUUCUAAUCAUUGUCACACAGGCUACUUAGAAAUGUGAAGUCUGGGAACCCACUAAUGGGUACUUUAAAUUUUAAAAAAUGUUUGGAGAUCUAUGUAUAUUGAAUUUUGUGACUUCCUCUGAGUCAAAAGAAGUAGAAAAAUUGAUGCAAGAAAAUGUUGCUAUUGCAUAAAUAGCAAAAAAAAUUUGUGUAAAAAUUUUUUUUAAAAGGCUAUCAUGAGAAUUAGAGGAAGUGCCAAUUAAGUGAAAUGUAACUUCUAACUUUAUUUUAUUUUAUUUUGUUCUGUGUUAUCUGUGAAAUUGAACUGGAUAUGGCAUCAGUUUAUAUGAGCUGGGGGAAGGAGGGGAUGCCAUUUUGCAUUUACUACUUUGGUCAUUUUAUUUUGCUGACUUUGAACAGAGGAUGUGGAAAUAGAAGAUUUGACCUUGUUAACUUCAUAUAUGAGCAUUGUUGGGGAAAAUGUUAACUUGAAGUUAAACAAAAUAAUACAUUUACUACAAGAAGCAGAGUUGGUGUGUAUUUUUUUUAAUGUAAUAAUUUGGGCCAGAAUCCUCCUUCCAUUACUCAGAAUAUUUUGUAUAGAUUAAGCAGUUGAGUUCCUUUCCUUUAUCAUUUAAGAGUCACGGGACAUUUUGAAUGUUAUACUUCCGAUAGGUUAUAUACAUUCCUGUUGUACCAAGUGUGAAAAUUGUUUUCUGCAUUUACUUUAAUAGUUUCUUCUGUAGUGGUAAAGGAAUUAUUUCACAAUAAAUUUCACUGGAAUUUGUGAAGUGAAGGAAAGAAGUUACAAGGUAAAAGAGAAACUGGAGUAAUUUGAAUAGAGUGAAUUUGUACAUCUCUAAUACCAUGAUUCCUAGUUUUCUUUGCUUGUCAGACAUUCCCUCUGGCAGGAACUUCAUCUUAAAAACCCUAUUUAAUUAAGUCAACUGAAACAAUUUACCUACAAAUAGAUUCUUGUAGUUAUAUUUCAGAUCAACAAUCUGAAUACUCCCAGUGUGUAAGAGACAUUUUCAGACUUGUGGAAGAUAUUUUGGAGUGAGCCCAAACUCCCUUUCCCUGAAUUAUAAAUUAAGCUGCCUUUUGCAGAACAAUGACCAUAUAUAUUUUUAAACCCUUAUCUUAGAAUCAAUACUAUGUAUUUGUUCCGAGGGGGAAGAUUGGUAAGGGCUACACAGUGGGGAUUAAGUGACUUGCCCAGGGUCACACAGCUAGGAAGUAUUUGAGACCAGAUUUGAACCCAGGACCUGGGUUUCUGGGCCUGACUUAUGCACUGAGCCCUACCUAGCUGCCCCCAAGGUCAUAUUUUUUGCAAGUUUUCUGGAUACUUCAGAGUAGUUUUUUAGCCUAACCAGAAAUUUUUAGUGAGACAGAUUUAUUGUUUCUACUAACCAAAGUCAUGUUGACUAUUGGAAAUUUCUUUUCAGACUUAUGCUCUGACAGGGUUCCUUUUGGACUUGUGGAAAGCAGUGUUCUGGAAACAAUGUUAUCCUCUGUACUUGAAAUUUUAAUGUGUAAUUAGAGGGAGUAUAGUGGAAAGAUGAGAAAAAAUUGGAAUUACUUUCCAUCCAUACCUGCUUUGUCUCAGUAUAACACUACUGCUACUUUUUAUUUAUUAUCCUUUUAACAUAAUAGAAAAGCAAAAUGUUAAUGCUUUUUUUGUUUUCUUAUAUUGUUAAAAUUAGAGUUUUACUAAAAGAAAUAGAAGCUAGCACUAAUUUGUGGUGAGUACAAAAUAUUAAAGUCUUAGGGAUCACUGAACAGGUUUCCAAAUUAAAAAAAAUUUUUCUUUGGCAUAUAAUUAAAUUAUUUUGUGCAAUUGCUUACUUAAAUCUAUCACAUAUCUUUCUGUUGCAUUUUGAGUUACCUCCAACUUUGAUUCUUUGGAAAUUUUAGUGUUCCAUGAUUUACAGACUUAUGGUAGCCCAGGGAGAAUACUGAUGUUGAAGAGUUUGGGAUAAGUCAAAGUAUCACAUCAUUUACCAAAUACAAACCAUUCUGACCUUCCUCUUCAACUCUAGGCCCAGUGCAAUGUUUUCUUCCAGUAGAACUCUAAUGGGCUAACCCAGUGAACCACCUGUCUAACUUAAUGCCAGAAUCUGGGUAAAAUAGACUCUUUAUCAACUUGAUUUUUCCUAUAUGGAUUGAUAGGCUGAUCUCUUUGGAAAAACUGUACAGAGGAAUAUUGUAAGGAGGUCCCAUAAUAUUCUGGUGAGAAGUUAUUUAGCCAUAGCAACUAAUAAAAACUACCUUAAAUCUAAUGUUGUUUUCAAUUGACAGAAGGAAGAAUAUAAUUCUUUGCUACUUAAGUGUUGUGUGACCUCUCUGGGUCUCAUUUUCCCCUUCUGUAAAAUGAAGGGAUUAGUAGACUAGGUGAUCUCUGAAGAUAUUUUCUAGAAUUUACUUUCUUUUAGCAAGGUAUUUUAAGUUAAAGUCUGAUGUUUAGUAGAAAUGUUAAAUUACAUCUUAAAAAAACAAAACAAAAAACCAAACCCUAUCUUCUGUCUUAGAAUCAAUACAAGUAUCUGUUCCAAGAUAGAAGAGUAGCAAAGGUUAGACAAUUGAGAUUAGGUGCCCAGGUCAUAUAGCCGGGAAGUAUCUGAGGCUAUAUUUGAACUCAGGUACUCCUGCCUUUGAGCUAGGCCUGGCACUCUAUCCAUUGAGCCACCUAGCUGCCCCCCACCUCUUUUCUUUAAGUAUGUCAGCUGGUCUAAGUGAAAUAGGGGUAGGGAGGUGGUGGUAUUAUAGAAUUUAAAGUAAUGUUACCCCAAUUGGUUGGUUUAAAUUUUCUGUGAACCGUAUUUUCAAUGAAGUCAAUUUUUUUUUCUGUUAACUGUCAACAUUUGAAUUUCUAUUACCUACAAAGAGCCCUAUGCCAUCAUUUAAUAAAGUGAAAUAAAGAAGAAAUAAUAGCUAGAUAUCUCCUUAGAAGCUGAAAGAAAGAUUACCAUUGCCAUCUAUGUCUGAAAGUUCCUUUGGUUCUAAAGGAUUACUUUUCCUUAAUUAUAUAUCAGGAAUCCCACCUUGUUAUUUAAGACAGAAAUAGAGUUAAUGUAUUUUGAGGAAAACCAAAAAAAUUGCUUAGGCUUUUUGAGCCAAAGACCCUUCUAAAUAGUUUAACUGGAAGCCUAGGAAUUACUUUUUCUGUCACCUAACCUGCAGUUCCUUUUAGUGAGUCAACACCAAGGAUAGUUGAGCAUUCUACUUAUGGCAUUGCUUUGCCUCUGAGUUGGCAUUUAUGGUGUUUAGCAUAAUGUCAGUGGAGGAACUCUGAUAGGCAGGAAUUUCUGUGGGCUUUGGGUGUACAACUUGGGCAGAAGUCUUGAAACACUUGGAGAUUCUUUGAAACCAACUUUUAACUUGGUUUUGGUUCUAGGCUCUAGCAGUCUUAAGGGGAAGCUAGGUAUAGUGAAAAAAGUCCUGUUUGUGGAACCAGGAAGACCUGAGUUCAGAGGCUGACUUGCUAUAUGAUCAUUUCACCUAGGAGUCUCAGUUUCCUCAUCUGCAAAAACGGGAUACUGUAUAAAGUGUUUUGCAUAUAUAUUAAAGCACAAUAUAAAUGCUCUUAUUGUUAUUCAUAUCAUGUAGGAAAAAUUUGAAUUUAAAUAGAUUAAUCCCACCAUGAAUUGCAGUUGACUUAAAGCAUCUUCCAAUGAAUAGUUUUUCUUUAUUUCCAGACAAGAUCCUGGAAUCUACAGGAUGAUUUUUAUCUGGGUGCUGCAUUUGAUACAUUGACAGAUGCACUUAAAAUGAUGGACCCUUUUAACAGUAAAACAGUGUAGAUCAAUCUGUGUCAUACUCAACAAUUUUUUAAGAAAUUUUAACUAAAGUAUCUGAUUUCCCCUUUUAAUUGUUGUAACCAAAUUCUUUCCCUCCUACUCUAGUAUUCAGCUUUGACUUCCCUGUAGAUAAAGAAGAGGGAGGUAAAUGUAGGAGCACAUUAAAAGUAAAAUUGAACAUGUCCCUGCAUGGUUCUGUUACUUUUGCAACCAGACAUAUACAUAUAUGGUUCCAGGUAUAUAUAUUUUAACCUUUACCUUUAGAAUUUAUACACCGUGUCAGUUCCAAGGUGGAAAAGAGGUAAGAGCUAGGCAAUUGGGAUUAAGUAACUUGCCCAGGGUCACAGAGCUAGGCAGUGUCUGAGGCCAGAUUUGAACCCAGGACCUCUCAACUCCAGGCUUGGCUCUCUAGUCACUACCUAGUUGCCCCUACUGAACCAUUUUUAAUAAAACUCAAUGAGAUCUAUUUUUCAGACACAGAUUUAACCAUGCCUAUGUGCUAAUACUAAGUGAAAAUUAGGUAAUGUUAAAGUUAUUUCAGUGGUUGACUAGCAGGAAAAGAUGCUCUGUGUGCCUACACUUAGUUUCUGGACUGUGGUAGCUAAUCUGGAUGGGCAUAUUAUAUCAGGUUUUAGUUGUUAAGAAAAAAGGCUAUUCACACUAGACCUUAAAUGACCAUGAUCAUGCUUUCUUAAUUUCUUGCCAACCACUUUUAAAUAAAUAAUAAAACCUGAACAGGUUUAGUUGGUACUUGAUAUUACCAGGUUUUUAAGAGGAGAGUAUUAAUCUGACCAAUACCACAGUCUCUGUGACUUUGAAUAUUGUAACCGAAUCCACUGGCUUUUAUAAUAAUUUGGACAACAUGUCCUUCAGAGGUGGUAUUUCAUGGGACAAUGACCGUGUUCAUUUGAAAAUGUGCCAAGAAAUUGGGGUUUGGUGGUAGACCCCUAAUUCAAACCUGGGUUUUAAAGUUCUUGUAUUCACUUGUUUAGCCAAAGACUUGAAUAAUUGCCAAGAAGUAAACUCUCCCCUUCAGUUUGCAGGAACAAAGACCAAGUGCAUUAUAUGUCUAUACAAAGAAUAUUGGAUAGAUUUUGUUUUUUGUGCAGUUUUGUGUUGUGGAAUUAAAAAUGGGCCAAAAUGAUGACCAAAUAGAUUAAUCUUUCUAUAACUGAUUCAGGUACUAGGGACUUUCUGCAGCAGUCCCAAUUCAUGUCUUUUCUGCCCUUUUUACCAUGCCUGGAAAAGUACAUGCUGUGAAGAACCAAUAGGCUUGAAAUAACUGGAAUUUAUUAGAGAUGGAAAUGUAUGUUUUCUUUCUCUAAAAUAUAUAUUUUUUUAGGACAUGUUAUAUAGUUGGCAUGGCCAAGACAUAUGAUAGCCUGAGUAAAUAUUGUAGCACUAAAAAAUAUCUAGUUUUAUGUGAAAUGUGUGUAUUUAACAAUUAAAUAUAUAUGUAUAUGCAAACAAAUAUAUACACUGUAUAGAUAUAUAUGUAAUAUGUAUACGUAUAUAUAUUUGUGUACACACAUAGUCACUCUCGAUUGUUAGUAAUAAGUUUAAACCCUUAUUAGAAUUUCUCUCCUCUUGUUCAUAAUCUGCUUGUAACACUAAGAAAUCUGGAGUUGUAGUGUUUGUCACCUUUAUUUUAGUUCAUCUCAGUUGUCAUUUUUAAAAAAGUUAGAGCUCCCUGUCCAUUUUUAUCUGUGUAGGAGUGAUAGGUCAUCAAGAAAUAAGAAAGUUUUGUCAAGGCAUAGCUUGGACCUCUAUCAGAAUGCUGAUGAUAUCCAUUCUCAGUCUGAUAUAAGGAACAAAGAAGAAAUGGUCAGAGACAAGAUGGAGAUAGCUUUUUCUGAGACAAGGCUUCUCAGUGUGUCUAAAUUAUAUAGUUUGAAAUGUUGUGAAUUUUUAAAAUGCCUAACGUACCUAUAUUUGAAAAUAUAUCAAAGCCAAAUAUAAAAUGACUUUUGGAGUAUCUGUUGUUGCUCUCAAUUAGCUCAGAUAAUGGAGAAUUGACUCUAUCCAUACUCUCUGUCAUUAGAUUAUGAGAGCCUUGCCAUCGCAUCAGGAUUCUUAUUCAUUUUUGCUGCUAUGUUGGGAAUUCACAAUUUGGUAGGUUUUUAAUUCAGAACCCUUGAAUGCUAUUAAAUAUCUAUUGUAAAAGAAGUGAAGAAUAAAUUUUUGAAUCCUUUUAA
Messenger RNA from Monodelphis domestica (gray short-tailed opossum), 10184 nucleotides. RefSeq names its product selenoprotein I (gene SELENOI). The record is from RefSeq and is a predicted model, not a curated record. Gene Ontology annotation, molecular function: ethanolaminephosphotransferase activity. Gene Ontology annotation, biological process: phosphatidylethanolamine biosynthetic process. Gene Ontology annotation, cellular component: endoplasmic reticulum membrane; Golgi apparatus. NCBI's taxonomy places the organism in Eukaryota, Metazoa, Chordata, Mammalia, Didelphimorphia, Didelphidae.